Microdochium trichocladiopsis is the source of this 1697-nucleotide messenger RNA. Its product is annotated as saccharopine dehydrogenase. Gene Ontology annotation, biological process: glycolipid biosynthetic process. The record is from RefSeq and is a predicted model, not a curated record. The transcript has 3 exons. Bases 267 to 1553 code for a protein of 428 amino acids. Gene Ontology annotation, cellular component: plasma membrane; mitochondrion; lipid droplet. NCBI's taxonomy places the organism in Eukaryota, Fungi, Ascomycota, Sordariomycetes, Xylariales, Microdochiaceae.
GGACAAUUGCCCCGACGCUGGCGCAAUCACAUGUGCCCACUAGCACGACGGCUUGUGUUUUGAGACGGAGCUUUGAUGUGUCUUUUAUAAUUGUCCCUCGCCCGCUGGUGUGCGCCUGGCGAGUCGCGCUUUGUGUCUUGUCCUUACUUUGACUUAGCUGCUCCAAUUUGGGCCGACAUUCAAAGGUUGCCAUUGCCAGAUUCACCCGAAGCAGCUGAAGCCAACGGUGUAAAGCAUUCGAAAACGGGUGACACGACAUUUCUGCCAUGGCGUUCAAAAAGCACGACCGCCAGUAUGACGUGGUCGUUUUCGGCGCCACAGGCUACACUGGGUUGAUGACGGCUGAGCAUAUCGCAGCAACGUUCCCCACGAAUACUCGGUGGGCCGUGGCUGGACGGUCGGCCGACAAACUGCAGCAUGUCGUGAGCGAAUGCCAGAAGAUCAAUCAGGAUAGGCUGGCCCCAGCAGUUGAGGUGUGCAACCUCAAUGACGCAGAUCUCGCCCAGCUGGCUAGGAAGACAUGCGUCCUGAUUUCGACAGUGGGACCCUACGCCAAAUAUGGCGAGCACGCGUUCAAGGCCUGUGCCGAGGCGGGUACGCACUAUCUUGACUGCACGGGCGAGGCAGUAUGGACGCUAGACAUGAUCACAAAGUACGAGGCGACGGCCAAGCGUUCCGGGGCAUGCCUCAUCAGCCAGAACGGCGUCGAGUCGGCCCCGUCCGACGUCAUGGCCUACGUACUUGCGCAGACCAUCAAGAAGGAGCUGGAAGCAGACACGGGCGACGUGGUCGUCAGCGUUCACACGUUCAAGGCGAAGGCCUCUGGCGGGACGUUCGCCACGGCCCUGAAUCUCUUCGAGAGCUACGGCCUCCGGCAGAUCGGCGAGUCGCACAAGCCCUAUGCACUCUCACCAGUAAAGAGCAGCGAGCCCACGCCUAGAGCCUCGAUAUUCUCCAUGUUGACCGGACUCUACAAUAUCCCUGUGCUCGGAACUGUCUGUACCUCCAUUGCGUCCCGCACAAACGCCGCCAUCGUUUUUCGCUCAUGGGGUCUUGCAAAGAGCGAGCCUGCUCUUUCGAAGCAGUAUUAUGGACCAAAAUUCACGUACCGAGAGUUCAUGCGGCCUAAGAGCAAGCUGCAUGGCGUCAUUAUGCAUUACGGCAUCAUCUACGCUGGGCUGCUUCUCGCCUUUGUGCCGCCCUUUAGGGCCCUUCUCCGCCGCUUUUACUAUCAGCCUGGCCAGGGACCCGAGCGCGAGUCAACGCACAAGGAUCAAAUCGAGCUUCGCGGUGUGGCAACACCCGACUUCUCCGCCUGGGAAAGACAACCGCCCGCGGGGAAGGCUAGGCAACUCGCUUACGCACGAGGCAAUUGGAACGGCAGCAUGUAUUUGUUGACGGCGAUGUUGCUUGGACAGGCAGCACUUACAAUGCUGGAGGAUGAUGUGCCCAUGGUGGGAGGAGUGUAUACUCCUGCGACUCUUGGCCAAGGCUUCAUCGACAGAAUUGACGAUCGCGGCUUCAAGAUCGAGUCUGAGUUGGUUGAUGCUUGAGAUGAUUGAGAUGGUGGAUCGUAUGGCGAGCCCGGCGGCGCAGCUAGGUAUCUCCUCCAGCUUCCGCACAGCUCGGUGUAACAAUAGACUUCUGCAACCAAGGUGGCCGCAGAGGCUCUCGCAUGAAAUCGCAUGUGAUUGAAC